GGGACGCACGGAGCAGGAUGGGCUGCAGACACAGCAGGAGCGCGGAGAAGGUGGAGAAGAGGGAGACAGAGCUUCUGGACACACUGGACAAGGAGCAAAGGAUCCUGGAAGGACGGCAGGAGGAGGCCGGGCCAGUCCUCCAGACCUCAUAUGAACAGGAGAAAGAUGCUCUUACCAACUCAUUCCAAGAGACUAAAGCCCUGUUGCAGGACACCAGUGCAAAGCUGUGUGCAUCACAGGAGGCCGUGUGGGCCCGGAUGAACGGAGUGCAGGGGUACCUCCUUAGCCGGGUCUAUAACAGGCACAUCCAAGAUCACGGAAGCCCUGGUCUGUUCUGGGAGCAGGAGCUGGAGAGCUUGCACCAUGUCAUUGAGCUGAAGAAUGAGCGGAUUCAUGAGCUGGAGAGGGAGCUGCUCCUUGUGGACAUGCUGAAAGAAAAAAAUCUGAUGUUAGCGUUGAAAAAUACCACCCUGCGACAGGAGAUCGAGGACCUCCACUUUCGAGCCGGGAACCGGGCAACCAUGUCAAGGCAGUUCUGGAAAGAUGUGCUUCAGGUCCUUGAAAAGGGGUCACAGGAUGGCCCACUCUGCAGCAGACGGAGGAGCCACUGAGCCAACUGGGUCCUUGGGGCCAGCAACCUCCACCUCCACUGCCCCCUGCUAUACCACAGAGGUCUCCUCCUCACCUCGCCUUACAGAGAUGGGACCUGGGCCCACCAUGAUGCUUGGACUCAGCUCCCACCAAAGACUCUGGAGAAGACAGUGAGAGCCACUCUAUUGUUUUCUCAGCAAGGACAGGGUGGGGACAAGAUGUGGGUGUAAGCGUGUAGCCAGCAACCUCCAGAGUGUGGCCAUCAGGAUCACCCCAAGAAGUGCCCUUCCUUUGCUGGCCCAGGAGCAAGCGAGUGGAUGGAGUUUGUUCUCCCUCCCCUUCUCGCUCUUUCUAGGUCGUUCCAAGCCUGUCCGAAGGUACCCAAAGCCAUUUGGGGCCAUCUGACAAAGAGGAGCCAACCCCAGUCCGCAGGUCAUCAACUUGGCUGACAAGUCACCAACCUAUCAACUUAUUACUGCACCAAUACUUCUCACUCUGAGAAAAACGGUAAAACAUACAAGCUAAGGAAAAUAAAUACAAUAUUGUUUUAUUACCUGGAGGGGCGGGGUCUCCCCAGGUAGCCUAACCUUGAACUCAUGCCUCAGCCUCCUGAGUGCUGGGAUCAUGAGCAUGUGCUAACAUACCCAACUCGAUAAAGGACUGAAUUUGCCCCAGAGAUAAGAACUAUUAAUAUUUUGAAGCAUAUUUAUCUAAAGUUUUAAUGCAAAAAAUUAUUUUGUUAAAAAUUAAAUGG
Nannospalax galili (Upper Galilee mountains blind mole rat) is the source of this 1345-nucleotide messenger RNA. It is a transcript of the gene Ccdc69, whose product is annotated as coiled-coil domain containing 69. The transcript has 7 exons. The record is from RefSeq and is a predicted model, not a curated record. Gene Ontology annotation, molecular function: microtubule binding. NCBI's taxonomy places the organism in Eukaryota, Metazoa, Chordata, Mammalia, Rodentia, Spalacidae. Gene Ontology annotation, cellular component: cytoplasm; nucleus. Bases 18 to 611 code for a protein of 197 amino acids.